This is a messenger RNA of Colletotrichum orchidophilum, 393 nucleotides long. RefSeq lists its product as uncharacterized. The transcript has a single exon. The coding region runs from base 1 to 393 and encodes 130 amino acids. Lineage: Eukaryota; Fungi; Ascomycota; Sordariomycetes; Glomerellales; Glomerellaceae. The record is from RefSeq and is a predicted model, not a curated record.
AUGCGUGUCACAACAACCAUCACCGCCGCCCUCCUCUGCGCAAGCGCACCCGUCGCCCUAGCCUGCUCCGAGGGCUUUUCCUCGAACCGCAACCUCACCGCCGAAGAUUUUGCCUGGCUCUUUGCCGACUACAGUGUAGAAGACGUGUACUCCUGUGGCAGCAGGUGCGCCCGCGCAUGUAUCGCCCCGGGCGAGACGUUCGGCGCCUGCAUGGGCUGCGCCAGGUGGAAGCGUAACGCGCAAGGGGAAAUGGACCUCCCGCCCUGCAGCAAGCCCGUCACCAGUGGGGAGGGUACGACGAACGACGGCCAGUACGAGUGUCACGGGUACGGUGCCGAGUUCUGGAACUGCGUCACGCCGUGCCCUCCUGGGUAUGCGCAAAUUCAAACGUGA